UACGUACGGCCCGGGCAACGUACGUAUGUGUACAUGCAUCAAUUUCACGUCGUAUCGGUUCAAAUCACGAAAACCAAACUCUCCGAUUCAGUGUCGCAAUUAAUGUAAUGAGCAAGGUUGAUUCUGUUUUCCUUCCUCCAUGCUUUUACCAUCAUGUCGACAGCAGGAUACCAUUAUAAGCAGUUACUUACGAAUGAGAACGAUGCCGAUGAGGACUACGGACCGCCACCCGAAUACACUGACUACCCGAAAUGUCCUCCAGGAGACACGGAGGUUCAGGUAGUGGCGCCCCGGCCUCAAACCAUCAUAUCCACUCCCAACGUGUGCCAGCCUAACGAUUACUUCGGAUUGGCACUCUUUGUGACCGCUUGUUGCUGCCUGCCGCUCGGCAUUGUGGGAUUGAUCAAGGCCAAUGACGUGCGCAACCGUUUUCGAUUGGGGGACAUCGCCGGCGCGGAGCAAGCCUCCAGGGAGGCCAGGAAAUACUCCUUCUGGGGGUUAGGCAUCGGGAUCGUUGUACUGGUUGGGACCAUGAUUGCUACUAUUUUGUUGGUCAUCAUGGAGAUAAACGCCAUUGAAAAUCUUCAGCCUAUUUACGAAGGGACGAAUUAGGCCCAAAAAACGUUGUGUUUUUUUUUCAAAUUUUUUUUUUUUCAAGCAACGAACGUUUUGGCGAAGUGUUUUUGUCAAAAUCAGUUUACUUCAACUAAAUCAUGGCAAUCACUGUUCGGAAAAUUUCACCUGAAUCGUAUUUUGAGUUUUCACGAAGAAACAAAUUCAAACUCUAUUGCGUUGUUCUAUGGGGCAAAAAAAACGCGCGGACAAAUUCAAACCUUAUCACGUUGUUCUAUGGGGCAAAACACAAUGCUCGUGUGGAAUUUAAGUUUUCACGAAGAGUCAAAUCUCUACGGAGAUUAAUUACUCCGCAAUUAAUUUUUCUAUUAUACUGUUAUUGGCACAUCUUUGAAGUUUAAGAUCUCAGCUUAGGCUAGGCUACUGUUUGUAUUAAAAAUUAGUCGGCAUGUGCUAAAAAAAAAUAGGAAAAAUCUUUUUUCUUUUUUUUUUUACUUAAAUUCCGUUUUUCGCAAAACCACUGUUGGUCCCGUGGCCCAAAAUCGUCCCUUCGUGAAAGCGUUGACAAAUUAUAUGACUUAAAGAAAUGAGCAUAAUGAUGCAUGAUGUUGGAGAAUCGUGAAAGUUAAGUGUAGAAAAAGAUUCUUAUGUUUUUCUGCGGAAUUUUAAAACUUUUUUUCAGUGUCUUGGAAAAAAUUAUUUUCAAAAGUCCAUUUUUAUUGUGGGCCACAAAUGAGCAUGUGAUGAAACUGUUCAUCGCAGACACUUAAAUUGCAUCAGUGUACUUGUUGUAUUUCCCAUUUUUAAAAAAUUGUGAAUAUUAUGGGGAUCUGAAGUUGUGGAGAGGACAGCUGUAUAACGAGCAUGGUGUGGCAUUCUGGCGAUAUGAAUCUUUAGUUAUUGACCCCUAUUAAUAAUAAUAUUGCUGUAGAUUCAGAAAUACAUUUUACUAUUUUUCACUCCUUACAUAAUGAAAACAAUUGCUUUUUGUGAUAAAACGGGGAAAAUCCACAAGUUCAGUGAAAUGAAAAACACCCUUAUUGUAAUAAACACUUAACACGUUCAUAAAAUGAAUAACCUGACAUUAA
Messenger RNA from Patiria miniata (bat star), 1661 nucleotides. RefSeq names its product proline-rich transmembrane protein 1-like. The transcript has 4 exons. The record is from RefSeq and is a predicted model, not a curated record. Lineage: Eukaryota; Metazoa; Echinodermata; Asteroidea; Valvatida; Asterinidae. Gene Ontology annotation, cellular component: membrane. The coding region runs from base 154 to 612 and encodes 152 amino acids.